GACUAUUGGGAAUCUUCCAGUUGCCUUUAAAUAAUCCAUCCAUGUACGAGUAGGUGUAUUUUAGUCACUUAUUGAUCAGAAUCCACCAUGGAAGCUCUCAAUCACAAACCUCCAACGGCCUCGGGCCGGAUACGAGUACGAUCAAAGGAGAAACCCUCAACGGCGCCAGAUCCAUGUCUCGGGCCAAGCCGCCUAAGCUCCCGUCCCCUUCGAGCUAAGGUCAGGCCGCCCCACUUCCCACCACCAAACAGCAUCAUCGCGGGGCUGAACCACCUACGAAAGCUCUUCAAACCAAACCACAACCUCCCGUAUACCGACACCUCCAGACCGCUCCGACAGCAUGGCCAACGCCCAGAAACGCAUCUCUCGCGAGUACGCCGAGAUCUCGUCGAACCCGCUGGAUGGCAUCAGCAUCUCGCCGAUUGACAGUGACAUGUUUAAAUGGCACAUCCAGCUCACCGGGCCGCAGGGUUCGCCAUACGCUGGCGGAACCUUCAAGCUCCUCCUCACGCUUCCCGAAAACUACCCGUUCAAGCCUCCGAUUCUCUCGUUCCAGACCAAGAUCUACCAUCCCAACGUCUCGAACGACGACAAGGGCAGCAUGUGUCUUGGUAUACUCCGUAGUGACCAGUGGAAGCCCAGCUGCAAGAUCGCAGCAGUGCUGGAGAUGGCGCGGGGCCUGAUGCUGGAGCCGAAUCCUGACGAUGCCGUCGAAAACGCCAUCGCCGACGAGUACAAGAACCGCAAGGCGAGCUUCGAGAAGACGGCAAAAGACUGGACGAAGCAAUACGCGAAGUAGUCCGUACACCCCCCCCGUUCCGGCAGGCUCGCGAGGAGGAAAGUCCGAGGCGGCGUGUUUUUCCAUGUGAGCAUGCCUUGUUCGGGUCGAUGCGAUGUGUUGAUCGCAAUUUUCCUGGCCGGAUUCUUUUUCCAGCGUCCCCCCCUCCCCAACGGCUUCCUGCUUUCUAACGUGAUCCAGGAUAACUGACGUCAGAGCUCUCUUUUAGAGGUUUGAAAUACACAACACCAUCACGCGGAAAUAAAAUUACGGUUGGGCGACGAUAACGGUUUCUUU
Tricharina praecox is the source of this 1075-nucleotide messenger RNA. Its product is annotated as ubiquitin-conjugating enzyme/RWD-like protein. The transcript has 5 exons. Lineage: Eukaryota; Fungi; Ascomycota; Pezizomycetes; Pezizales; Pyronemataceae. The record is from RefSeq and is a predicted model, not a curated record. The coding region runs from base 341 to 799 and encodes 152 amino acids.